AUGGCUCCUUCUUUAUUCCUGAUCCAGAGGACUCUGCUGAGUCUAAGUGGUAGUGCAAGUCUCAGCGAACCUAACAUUCAGAAUCUAUUCGAAAUGGAUAGAUCGCUACUUAGAAUUCAUUGUUUUGACAAUGGCCCUACCGCCAACAAAUACUUGUCUCUUCAUGCGAUUAAUGAAGCUUUCGACGCGGCGAUCUCGAGAUGUUGGAUUGGGUUCAAAUUUCAGGUGGCGGCAGUGGGGGGUGGUGGUGGUAGUGGAGAAAAGUCGGGUUGGUAA
Botrytis sinoallii is the source of this 276-nucleotide messenger RNA. RefSeq lists its product as uncharacterized. The transcript has a single exon. The record is from RefSeq and is a predicted model, not a curated record. The coding region runs from base 1 to 276 and encodes 91 amino acids. NCBI's taxonomy places the organism in Eukaryota, Fungi, Ascomycota, Leotiomycetes, Helotiales, Sclerotiniaceae.